Lodderomyces jiufengensis is the source of this 4902-nucleotide messenger RNA. It is a transcript of the gene SIZ1, whose product is annotated as SUMO ligase. The record is from RefSeq and is a predicted model, not a curated record. Gene Ontology annotation, molecular function: SUMO ligase activity; zinc ion binding. NCBI's taxonomy places the organism in Eukaryota, Fungi, Ascomycota, Pichiomycetes, Serinales, Debaryomycetaceae. Gene Ontology annotation, biological process: protein sumoylation. The transcript has a single exon. The coding region runs from base 1 to 4902 and encodes 1633 amino acids.
AUGAGUAAUAAACUUGCACCUGUAACCGAAAGUGAAUAUCAGGAUACAAUUCGACAAAUUUUAACUUUGAAAGUUCAAUAUUUAAAAGAUGUUCUACGGUCUAUUGGGUUGAGACAAUAUAAAACCAAGAAAGAAUUAAGUGAUAGUCUAAUAACUUAUUUGAACCAAGGUCGUAAACAUGAAGAUCAUGUCAGAGCAUUAGCUAUGAGAACUUUAGUCUUAAUGAAAAUUAGUAAUGAAGAAUUACCAAAAUAUAGUGAUUUAUACAACGCAAUAUCACAAGGUAAAUAUAAUGCACCACGAUUUGUUGCAAGUGCAGCUCAAAUUCCCACUGGUCUUCAUGCUAAUGAUUCAAUAGCCUUUCUAGGUCACAAUUUAUACUUUAUUGAAGAUCCAUUUUAUAAGUUGAUCAGAAAAGUACAUGGGAGCCCUCAAAUAUGUCUUCCAAGUAAAGGAAAAACAGUCAAAGAAUUUAGAUUUGUAUUGACUAAAGAAGAAAAUGCUGAACUAGAAAAAGAAGAUCCGGAAAUAAAACUUUAUUUAUUAUGUGGGAAACAAUCACGAGAAGAAGGCUCAAAUUCCCAAAAUUCGCAUGAUGUUGAAGUUGAAUAUCCUCACCAAGUAGAUGUUUGGGUUAAUGGUGAAAGAGUUACUAAAAAUUAUAAAGGACUUAAAAAUAGACCUGGAACCGGAUCCCCAAUUGAUUUAACAAAAAUGGCAUUAGGACCACCAAAAUGUAAUAAAAUACUGUUUGCUUAUGAAAAAACUGAUGAUAAUUUUUACCUUUAUUUAUAUAUUGUUAGAACAGUUCCAUUACAAACUGUUUUUGAAAAAAUUAUAAAAGCACCAAAAAUUAGUAAAAAUCAUGCAAUCGGACUCAUCAAAAAAGAAGACGAUGACGCUGACGGUAUUGUUAUGAACGAUCUAUCAAUUUCAAUGAAAGAUCCAUUUUCAUAUCUAAGAAUUAAGUAUCCAGUCAAAGCUAUCAACUGUAACCACGUUGAAUGUUUUGAUGCGUAUUUUUUCCUAAAUUCUCAGUUACAACAACCAACUUGGGAGUGUCCCUUUUGUCAAAAGAUGCUUGAAAUUCAAGAUUUAGGUAUAUGUGAAUAUUUUCAAGAAAUUUUAGAUAAUACAAGUGAUGACAUUGAGUUUGUAUCAAUUAAAAAAGAUGCUACUUGGAAACCGGUGAUAGAAGCUGAAGAACCUAAAAAGAAAAAACCUACCCUGUCCAGUGUUGAACCAGAAGUAGUGUUACUCAGUGAUUCAGAGGAUGAACAAAUAAAUGAAAAUGUUGGUUUGGCAUCAUUAGCUAAUACACGAAAUUCACCAAAUACUUCUCGUGCUCCAUCUACUGAAAUUGGUUCUAGUAGAAGAGAAAUUUCAGCUCCGGUAACGACAAGUCAGUCACCCCAUUUAGCUACCAUUCAACAACAGCAAACUAGCGAUUUCAUUAGAUCAGCACUUUAUCCACAAUCUCGUCCAUCUUCAUCUCAACCUCAACCGCAACCGAAAGCUAAACUUCAACCUCAACCUCAGCCUCAACCUCAGCUUCAGCAACCUCACAUUCAAGCUCAAGCUCAAGCUCAUAGUCAAACUGAAUCUCAGACUCAACAUCAUCAACCUCAACAUCAACUACCUCAACACCAACUACCUCAACAUCAAGAUUCUCAAAUUCAACCCCAGCCCCAGCAACACCAAUCUCAACAACAACGACCUCAAGUACAAAUACAAGUACAACUCCAAACUGAAGCUCAAGUUCAAGCUAAAGCUCAGACUCAACAACAAUCACAAACUCAAACCCAGGCUCAAACUGCCGGAAAAGAAAUUCAACGGCAACCACAACCACAACCACAACUGCAACUGCAACAACAACUGCAACAACAAUUACAACGACAAUUGCAUCGAAAUCCACAGCUGCCGCAACUACAUCAACAUUAUCAAUUAUCACCAAAUGUUGGGGGUAACAGAAUUUUAGAUAUAUUUUCCAAGCCACCUGCACCGUCUGAUAUUUCACACCAAAAGCAAAAUCCGCAAGCUCUACAUACAGAUCUGCAAGCGCAAAAGACUACAUGCCCACACAUUUCAAAGCCCUCGCAGCAGCAACUUCAAUAUCCUCAACCUCAUAAUUCUCAACCUCAAAACUCCCAACCUCAUAAUUCUCAACCUCAAAGUCCUCAAAAUUCUCAGCAAAUUAACCUCCAGCAACAAGCCCAACUUCAACAACAAGCCCAACGUCAACAACAAGCCCAACGUCAGCAACAUCAACAGCUUCAACAACGUCAACAACGUCAAAUACUACUACUACAACAACAACAACAACAACAACAACAACAACAACAACAACAACAACAACAACAACAACAACAACAACAACCACAACAACCACAACAACACCAACAUCAAGAUCAACAUCAAACGGAGUUACAGAGAAGACAACAAGAAAUUUUUAGACAACGAGAAAAAGAGCGUAGAAUUCAAUCAGAUGGAUCAAUCAAUGGCACUACAAAAAUUUUGACUCAAAAAGUUCCACUCUCAAGAAAUGUUUCAGCGGAUCAAUUAUCUCAAUCAAAAUUAUACCAACAAUCUCAAUCCAUGAAUCAAAGAUCUGUCCAACUGGCUAAUGUACCUACAUCAUUGUUCCAACAAUUUCUUUUAAAUUCCAAUGGAUCAUCACCUACCAUUAGUCCCGUCACUAGUCAUACCUCAGCUCAACCUGAUGUACCUGUUAGACAAAACUCAGAUCAAUCAUCCAGUCAAAAUUCUAACUCCGAGACUUUACUACAAUCAUUACAUGUACCUUCACGAUACCAGCAACAGCAAAUGAAUCAAAGUAGACAUAUAGAAAUGGGUAAACUCAUCCAGCAACAGUAUCAGCAACAACAACCACAACAUCGAAAUUCUUUCAAUACUUUAACUCCUCAGCAGUUCAAACUAUUUAAUGAAAUUGCCAAGCAUCAACAACAGCAACGAGAAAUUAAUGGUACAGCUGUUUCACUUCCUGAAAAUCGUCUUAAUACGACUGAUAAUCCACAAACCAUGGAUGUUAUAGAUAAAAUUUGGGAACAGGGGAUUUCCGAAGCAUCAGAACCAGAGUCUACUACAUUUCACAAUGGAAAUAAUUUAAAUCAUACUCCUCCUAUUUCACAAAGCUCUUUGGUAAUUCUGAAUUCCACGAAUGAAAAUGGUCAAGGUCAAGUUUCACGUUCAACGGUUUCAUCCCGUUCAACUGAAGUUAAUGCACAAUUAAUUACACCACAAAAUGCCGGUUUAGAUCAUAAUAAAUUAAAUCAAAAAUACUCCAACUUAUAUAUAAAAUCAAAACAACCUACAGCUUUGGAAAAUGUGACAAAAUUAAAGAGCUCUCUACUAUCAAGUAUACCGAAUGAAAGUACGUUACCAGGUAAUAAAUCAACUAAUCCAAAUAAACCUACUGAAUCACAACAUCAAGUUUCAGAAAAUUUAACUGCACUUCAAAAAUCCAUUUCUGUUGCAGGCAAGGAUGAGUAUAAUAAUUUACCGCAACACAAUUCGAGCUUGAGGAAAAAUCUGGAUCCUACGGAUGUUUCAGCUGAUCUAAGAGCUACCUCAAAUGUCAACGACAAUAGAUCAUUGGUUCGUGUUAAUAAUGAGAACAACAACAAGCAAGCUCAAUCAACUCACCAAUCAUCAUCUUCAGGUCUUGAAAAUCCUUACCAAAGGGAAUUGGCUAAAACGUUACGUCAAUUUGAUAUAGAGACUAAUACUUUGAAAUUUGGUUUAAUGCAAAUGUAUAGAAACGAACCUAGAUCCAAGAUAGUAUCUUACAUAGCGAAGUUAUCUCAAGAUAGAGAGAAAUUAAGAUCCGAGUUUAUCAAUUCAUAUUUAAAUACUUUUGAAACUGCAAAUAGAUUAAACUCCCUAUUUCAACGUCAAAACUCAAGUUCGAGAAAUUCUGGUACUUUUCAAACUACAACAGCUUCGACGGCGAACACUACAACUUCAGCUACGACAAAAUCUUCACCCGCUACCCCAACUAUAAAUAGACCAGGUUCUCAAUUUACACAAUCUGACGGGGACAUUUUGGGAAUUUUCACUCAUAAAUCUCAUAUGACUCAAAAUAACGGAGAAGAUAACCAUUUUACAACACAAGUUACCAAUAAUAAUACUUUGCAACAACAAACUAAUUCACCUUCAUUUAGUCCCACAACCGAACCUUUACAUACUAAUGCAUCUAAAGCACAAGGUUCAACCUCAUCAAUUCAUUCAGCUCAAAGUUCUCCUCAUUUGUCAGAGACUUCUGCUCCAAAUGCCUCUUCACAAAAACGUUCCAACAUUAUAGCCCCGGCUGAUUUUGGUUCUCCAAUUGGUAUAUCGACACAACUGUCUCCACAAUUAUCGCCAAAUGGUAAUUCCAAUUUGGUUCAAUCGCCAAAUCAACCACUUAAAAUUAGUCUGGCAGUUGUUCAAGAAAAGAAUAAUGGUACUUCAACAUCAUAUACACAUGGCUCCAAAGCAUCAGCUACAAUCCAAGCUAAAGAUUCUUAUUUAUUCAAUGACUCAAUAGAUCUUCCACCUAUUCCACCAGAGAACAGAUCAGAAAAUUCAUCAGUUUUCGAGAAAAAGAAAGAUUCGGAAGAAGUUAAAAAUAAUUCGAAUAUAGAAAGAAGAGCUCUUUUUGAAAUAGAAAAUACGCCGGCAUUAAAGAAACAAAAAGUUUCAAUUUUAGAUUUAGAUUUUGCGACUGGUAAUUUAGACGAAAUCUCAUUUUCAAAAGAAAUUUCACCUGUCAAUGAUAGAAUUGAAAGUCUUCAACUAGAAUCAGAAUGGCUCAAGGAAUUAAAAGGUAGUGAAAAAAGAAUCGAAGAACGAAUUAAGUUAGGAACAAGUAAUGAUGAUCCAAUUGUAAUUGAAGAGGAUUAG